GGUAAGGCACGUAUUUAAAGAUCGGUAAUUUUGUUUAACUGCAAUAAAAGUAACAUAGUGAGAUAGUGUUUUACAUGUACUAUUAAAACUUAAUUUUAAUUAUAGAAAUAAUAAAUGAUUUUUCGUCAUAAAUAACAAGUUAGAAGCUAGUAUACAAAGUCUAAAAAGAUUAUUAAACACAAAUACAUGAUAUUCUAGUAAGAAAUAAGCAACAACUAAACAGUUUUAAGUUCUUAAGAAAUAUAAUUAUUAUUAUGUUACGUGGUUACAAUCUGAAAAUAAAGUGCGUGGAGGCCAUACACCUCUUGGAUGAUCUACAUUUUCUUGACAGUGCCGUUUCCAAUUCAGUGAUUUGUCAAUGGAAACUGGCGUGUUUCGUACUAAUUAUUUUAAUUGUUGGCGAGGAAAGACCAAAUAAUAGUCAUGUUGACAGGAAGAACUACAUAGAAAAAUAUUUCCUUCGGAGCACUAUUCAUACAACCUUAUAAACGACAGGUAUUGCCCCAAUGUGUGAAAUUGUAUUACCGUUUGAAUCCUGUCCCUAGUGCUGGAACAACUUGUUCAAUUAUAUUGUUUUUGUUUUUUUCGUCCUGGGAAAUGUGUUGGUGCCUGAUACAGCCUGGUUGGAAGUGUACGUAACAGUGCCAGUGAAUAUAUAAUUUUACAAGAUUGAAGUGGAAAUAGUUAUUGCAAAUAUUUAUUCAGCUUCUUGACAAUGGAUUGUGGAAUGUUUGACCGCAGAGAAUAAAACAUAAGAGAGAUGUGUAAACACGUGUUCUUUCAAUUACUGCUUUGAAAUUUUCAGGUUAUAAACGUUCAAAAUUUAAUUUUGUCUGAACUUACCAGAUGUUGACUUUUUUAAGCAAGUAUGUUUCCCAACAUGAUAUGUUGUAUGCUAAAUGAAUAAAAUGUUUCUCAAGCAUUAAAGAUGUUAAUGACAGAUGUUACAUUUUUUCAACUUUUUGAAUCACACAUACGACAGUGAUGACGCAUUCGAAUAUAAAGAUAUAUGUACUCAGGACUACAUAAGUCCAUUUUACGUGUAAUCAGACACAAUCAAGUAAACAGUGACUCAAAUAAAGUAAAGAUAAUUAUACAUUGUCUUACGUAUUUACGUCUGCAGAAGUCCUCUGGAAUGUGUGCGACUGAGACUAAAAGAGACGGUACAAGAUGUUCAUCUGCACGGAAAGAAAUGUCCGUCCCUGGGAAAGCAUUUUCAGAAAAAAAAGUCUGUAUUAACAGUUAUGGAAUUACAUCGCCUUGUUAAAAUGUGAUUUUUCUUAUCAUAAUUUUGAAUAAACACUAAUGAUAAAGUUUUAAAUUUUGCAGAUAUUAGUCGGAUUGAUCUGGUAUACAAUAGAUACUCCAACAUAAUUAUCGAAGUUCGUUGAUACAUACAUGCAAAUACACACAGACUUGCAAAUUCAUUCUAUCGAAAAUCGGCCACUUUUGUUGAAACAUGUGGACAAAAAGGUCAUCAAUACGAAUCGGCCAUCGUUAUGGAAAUCGGUCUGCAUUGUGGGACUAGCCAGUGAUAUGAAGGUUUCAAAUAUAAAAGUGACUUUUCAGUUUGACUUGUUAACAUGUACAAAUUACUCUGCUAUUAUCUUCAUAAAGCAGUGUUCUUAUAUCGACAUUCCUUAUUCCGAUUUCUAUCGUUACUCAUGUUUACAAUUCUUGUUGAUUAUUUUCUGCAAUAACAAAGUAUAUGAUGAAGUAGCUAAAUACUAAGGAAGUGUAUAAAUUCUGAGGAAACAGAACCUGUGAUUUAAACUUUAGCUUUUUGAAAAGGAAAGAUAUGAUUUUUAUGAUAAGAAGAAAAUAAAUGGCAGUGAAAGCGGCACGACUAUAAAAUUUAAUCACGCUUGUUUUUCGUUUUGAGUAAACAUAAUAGAAGAUGAAUGACCAAUUUAAGCAAAUACUACUGUGUUUCAUUCUACUUUUAUCCAUCUUUUAUUCUGUGUUUACUGUCGUGAUCUGGAAUGGAAACGAAGGUACACAGAAGACUACUUCCUAUCAGUCUAGGUAUAGAGAAAACACUUCAGAAAGAACCCAAACGUAUGCAUAUUACAACAUGACAGAAACCAUAUCCGAAAGAACGGCCCUACUGAAAGGUGUCCCCAUUUAUUUGCCUCGUCAAAUGACUAGUAAGAGUCGAAGUACAUCCCCUAGUAGUCAUACAGAUUACAAGCUAAGGUUUCUACCAAAUUUCAAGAAUCCGUGCUGGAGAGAAAUAUUAGGUAAUAAUGUUUGUACCGUUUGUUUGCCCUAUUACUUUUUGGUCGGCGUAGAAAAAUGUGGGACAUCAGACUUACAUCGACGGUUGUUGAAACAUCCCCUUAUUUCACAAAACGUUAAGAAAGAGACUCACUGGCUUGCACGACUGAGAUUCACCACAGAAGGAAUGCAGUCAUUAUCAGCAUAUCUGGAAUUAUUUCAAGAUGCCGUUCAGAAAGAUAUAACAGUGAUUCAACAAAAUGGAUACUACAACUCUAUAUUUGGAGACGCGUCAGUUUCAACACUAUGGGAUAACAGGUAUUUGCUAUCCAAUGUGUUUACCGCAAACAUGACUACACCCCCUUACACGAACGCAAAUGUAGUUUACAGUUUGAAUCCGCGUACAAAAAUAAUUGUCAUCUUGAGAAAUCCUAUUACAAGACUGUACUCGAGCUAUUUGUUUUUUUACAAGAAUACAAGUAUUGUAGAUUUUCAUAGGAGAGUUGAUACCUCUGUACAAAUCCACAACAAGUGUUUGAAGAGCAACAGUUUACGUUACUGUGCAUAUUUUGUACAUGGUCAGAUUAGACUGCAUAUUGGUUUGUAUUAUAUUUACAUAGAGGAUUACUUGCGUGUUUUUCCUCGACAACAAAUAAAGGUGCUUCGAUUAGAAAAUUUCACACGAAAUAUUGCUGGAACAAUGGAGGAGGUUUUCAACUUUUUGGAAGUAGGAGUUCCGUCGGAACAUAUUAUGCAAAAGAUCACAGCACAAGAGAAAACGAAUACUAACACAAGACGUCUUCGUAUUGUUGGAAAAAUGUUUCCUAGAACAUGGACAACUUUGUAUAACUUCUAUAAGCCAUAUAACGACCGUCUCGUUGAGCUAUUAGGAAACGAAUAUAAUUAUAACUAGUCUUACUAUAUAUAUAUAUAUAUAUAUAUAUAUAUAUAUAUGUUCAGUGUACAUGUUCUGUUAAUAUUUUUUACUGAGUGAUUAUCAGAUGCAAUAUUACUAUGAGUGUCAGUGUACAUUUGUUCAGUGUACAUAUUCUGUUAAUAUAUUUUUACUGAGUGAUUUUCAGAUGCAAUAUUACGGUGAGUGUCACACUCACAGUUAAAAUGUAAAAUAUACUUUUCACAAUGGAAACGUAGUUACAUCUUGCAUGUUAAACAAAGAACCUUAAUUCUAUUUAAUGUAUUUUAAAGGUUUUUCCGGUAACACAACCACAGUUAAAUACAUUGCCUCGUGAAGUCACAAAAUCAUGCUAUAACAAAAUCUAUGUUGAAAAAAAACUGAAAUAAUGCUACAAAGAUUCCAGUUUUAUUUCACAUGUAAAUACAGUAUGCGUUUAUUUUAUGUCGGUAAGGGUAUUUGUGUCAAUCAGUAUGAAUUGAAAUCAAUUUUAAAAGUAAUUUCUGAAUAUUUUAAUACAUAUUCUUUCGCAUUCAAGUGAACAUGUAGGUUUAAAAAGAGAAAAAUAGCAUUGAUAUUUUACUGCUUCAAAACGGUGAAUGUUUCAAUUUAAUUUCACUGACAUAUUCCAGUAGUUCACAAAAGAUCAGAAAAUAAUACACAAUGAAACAGUAGGUCUAGUUUAUGACGGGACAUAGUAUUUGAAGACACCGGAUCUCGUAUCAGUGUGAGAAAAUUUACUGAACUACGGGUAUACGGAUAUAUCACAAUAAUACAGUCAUAAACUUUGCAAAGAAUAAACUGAGAUUUUGUUUAAUCUGUUGUAGAUGAAUUGAUAAAUAUACAUUGAGCCAUGUAAACAUAAAACAUUGCUGAAAGUACAUGUCUUACAAGAAUCAAAUGAAAAACAAUUCAGUAUAUAACUGACAUAAUAUAGUUAACACUUUGAAGUAAGAGAAUAUUUCUUCGCUCCCAAUGAAAUCUGAAACUCGUAAACCAAACCAUGUGUAUGUAGUGUAAAAUAGUUUUUGAAUAUAUUAUCAAAGAGGUAGUCUGUGUUCUUCAGUCCUUCGUUCCGUCACACUUCGUGUUCGGUUAACACCUCUGCAAUCCGUUAAGGGAUUUUAAUGUAACCUUGCACAAAUGUUCCAUAUUGUGGGUUAUUUUUAAGACCCAUAUCCCUAGGUCAAGGUCACACUAAAAGUUCAAAUGUUAACUGGGUCUGGUUUGUCCGCUCUGUACCUAUGCCAUUUAUUAGGGGAUUUUGACAUUGUUUGCCAAAGAUAUUUUCCAUAUUGAGACAGUAUUUAAUACUUCAAACCCAUUUUCCUAGCUUUAAUGAAAAGUUCACACUUUGAGGCCAAAGCUUUAGAGUCUCGCUUUCAUGUCCGGUAUAUUAGUCUACCAUAAAUUGAUUUCAAAAUUACUUGGUACAAAUUAGACGAUACGGUAGUGGAAAUCCAUGCUACCGUCCACGCCCUCUAGCCCCGGGUUGAGCAGAACUCAACAUUUACACAUGCUAAAAGUAUA
This is a messenger RNA of Mercenaria mercenaria, 4660 nucleotides long. RefSeq names its product carbohydrate sulfotransferase 15-like. Lineage: Eukaryota; Metazoa; Mollusca; Bivalvia; Venerida; Veneridae. Gene Ontology annotation, molecular function: N-acetylgalactosamine 4-sulfate 6-O-sulfotransferase activity. The record is from RefSeq and is a predicted model, not a curated record. The transcript is spliced from 9 exons. Gene Ontology annotation, biological process: hexose biosynthetic process. The coding region runs from base 1898 to 3130 and encodes 410 amino acids.